AAAAUAGAGUGAAAAUCUUUUUUUUUUAUAUCAAAACGGUUCCUUUUUAUACCUAAUUAUCUCUACCUUUUAAUCCAAGAAAACCCGUACAUUUUCGUGACGUGUACAGUUUUUGAUCUUUAUACAAAAUUGAUUUUGGACUUGUACGGUUAUCGAACUCACCGAUUGUAUACGGAUGGUGUUGUGGAUUCGACGCUCUUACUGAUAUAAAAAUGAUGUCUGAGUAGAACGCAUGAAAAGCUUUGUGGGGUUUUAACUUUAACUUCAUACUGUGCACGGUGCAGCAUUCUUGCAUACUAUAUACAUAUGAUAUGGUGAUUUUGGUAAUAAACAAAUAAACACUGUGGCAGCACUGACACGUGAACGUAUCGUUUAUAUCGUAAUACGGUAUGAUGACAUACGUUAACGAGUGACAAGCGUACUCGAUCGAAAUGUCAUUCCUACACCAACUGUCAACCGAACGCGAGCGACUUUAGGCAAAAAUGUCUAGUUUUAGUAAACUAAACCCUACUCAGAAGGAUGUAAUGGCUGAGUUUAUGACCGAGCACCCGAAUUUGGCCCAGAACAAUUUUUCCAACUCGGUACAAGGCAGAGCUACAUCGGCUAGACUCUGGGAGGAGCUUUCUAGGCGUUUAAAUGACGUAGGCCCACCAAUUAAAGAUUCCAGGACGUGGAGAAAGGUUUUCGCCGAUCAAAAAUAUCAUGCAAAGAAAAAGCUCUUCUUGAAUAAGGCAUCUAAGCACCGAGGCUCUUAUGGCGAGAAGGUUAUUACUGCCUCUGAGGAGAUGAUAAUUGAGGCCGCCGGACUGAAAGCUUGUGUUGAAGACGACCAAUGUUUGGAAGAGUUAGGAAAUUCACCAGCUGCAGCAUCCGAGCACAGCAGUGGUAAUAGUGAUAGUUGUCCCAGCGACGGAGAGGCCAGCUCCUCCCAUAGCGUCUUGUCGGAUCCACUAAAAUCGGAGUUCCCUCCCCUCCGCGUCAAAGCCCCACGCAGAAACACACAAAGACAAAAAAGUGGCAGUGAUGAAAAGUUGGCCCUCCUCCAACAAAAUUUAAAAUCUGUUGCAGACUUCCAAACAAAUUUGGUUGCAAAAAUAGAUAGGCUGGUGGAGACGCAGGAGAAGAUGCUAUCGGUACAAGAAAGAUUACUGGCGAUAAAAGAGGAAAAGCACCGCAUUCAACAAACCUCGCGAGAAACUGACGUAGAAAUAAAACGACUAGAAUUAGAAACAUUAGCCAUGGUAAUUAAUAAUCUCAAACUCUAAAUAAAGUUUUUAUUCAAAUCCGGAUAUCUGUAUUUCAUAUUUGUC
Messenger RNA from Rhagoletis pomonella (apple maggot), 1310 nucleotides. RefSeq lists its product as uncharacterized. NCBI's taxonomy places the organism in Eukaryota, Metazoa, Arthropoda, Insecta, Diptera, Tephritidae. The record is from RefSeq and is a predicted model, not a curated record. The coding region runs from base 483 to 1265 and encodes 260 amino acids. The transcript is spliced from 3 exons.